AUGUCAGACCCACAAAUGCAAUUCUCUGAAAGCGAGCAACGUGAGCUUGCUCAAUUCUUGGAGGCUGAGAAUGCAAAGGCCCGUAUUCAACAAACCGUUCAUGCCAUGACCGAUUCGUGCUGGGACAAGUGCAUUUUCAAGAUCAACAACAAGACUGAUCGCAAUGACGAGAGCUGCCUUUCCAACUGUGUCGAGCGUUUCUUGGAUGCCAGCAUGUUUGUUGUCAAGCGUCUUGAGGACCUUAGAAGCUCGGGUGUCUAA
Molecule: messenger RNA, 261 nt
Organism: Lichtheimia ornata
Lineage: Eukaryota; Fungi; Mucoromycota; Mucoromycetes; Mucorales; Lichtheimiaceae
Exons: 3
Coding region: 1-261 (86 amino acids)
Source: RefSeq, a predicted model, not a curated record